Molecule: messenger RNA, 216 nt
Organism: Sclerotinia sclerotiorum 1980 UF-70
Lineage: Eukaryota; Fungi; Ascomycota; Leotiomycetes; Helotiales; Sclerotiniaceae
Exons: 2
Coding region: 1-216 (71 amino acids)
Source: RefSeq, a predicted model, not a curated record
AUGGUCGAAGGAUGGUGUUUUCCAAAUCUUAAUGAUGACCACAAAAGCAUCCUGAUGGGACGCUACAUUAAUCCUAUCGGCAACCUGCCGAUGAACUACUCAACUAAACAUGGCAAAUCACGUUUCAAUCAAGCUCUUGAAGGAGCGAUUCAUCCUAUCGUCGUCGCCGCAUUUUCACGCUCGUUUGCUGGCAACCACUCUCGUUCUAGACACUGA